AUGGUAAAAAAUAAGAAAAAAUGGAAGAAGAAUCCAGUUUCCAAUAGUUAAACUUUUCACGAUAUAUGUUUGAGGAAAAUUUAUAAUUAUUUUAAUUAAAUUUUGUACUUGAUGCACCUAAUUUUUAAAGUAUUUUUAAAGAAAUAGAAGAAUUAUAAAAAAGAAAAGGAAGAAAUAUAGGAUUGUUUAAAAUCAUUGAUUUGUUUGAUGGUAAAGAAUUUUUAACAAAAUCCUCUCCUUUUUCCUUUUGAGUUUUACACAAUGAAUUAUAUGGAGAGUAUAAUCUCCAAGAGUAUUUUAACUCAUAUUUGCAGGAGUAUCUUGAAUAGUGUAAGAAAAGUUUAUGAAAUAGUAGAAAAACAAACUUAUAAUUCAAAUUUUAUUAAAGAUUUAUAGAUCAAUUAAGUGUUUAUGAGCAUAUUUCAACUAAAAAAAAUAAAAAAAUUGUAUAUAUUGAAUUUAUGGAGGAUCAAAACAACUAAAAUUUCAUUGAAUUUAGAGAUAAUUUCUUAGAAUUUUCCUUUAUAAAUAUUUUUCAGCUUUAGAUUUUAAAAAAUUUAUUAAGAAAAAAUUUCAAAAAUAGAAGAUAAUAUUUAAAUGAGUAUUUUUAAUUCUUUUAAGUAAUUAUUUAUCCUUAAUUCCUUUUAUAUAAAAAUUCUGCUAUUCAGGUAGAUUUAAAUAGAGGGACUAAAUAAAUUUUCAAACAAAAUAUAUUUUAAAAAGAUAUGA
Molecule: messenger RNA, 729 nt
Organism: Tetrahymena thermophila SB210
Lineage: Eukaryota; Ciliophora; Oligohymenophorea; Hymenostomatida; Tetrahymenidae
Exons: 2
Source: RefSeq, a predicted model, not a curated record